Tupaia belangeri chinensis (Chinese tree shrew) is the source of this 2365-nucleotide messenger RNA. RefSeq names its product family with sequence similarity 170 member B (gene FAM170B). Gene Ontology annotation, cellular component: acrosomal vesicle. The transcript has 4 exons. Gene Ontology annotation, biological process: fertilization. The record is from RefSeq and is a predicted model, not a curated record. Lineage: Eukaryota; Metazoa; Chordata; Mammalia; Scandentia; Tupaiidae. The coding region runs from base 892 to 1815 and encodes 307 amino acids.
GGAUUAUGGUGCAAGCCAAUCCCUGGAAUUAGAAGGGAGGGGAAGCGAGCUGUGGCGUCCACUUCCUGCCGUGGCUGUGGCUGGUUGGCUUCCCGUUAGCUUACUUUUCAGCUGAGAAAAACAAGCUGGGAAGAAGAGUUUGGGAAGAAAAGUUAGGACUGGCAAAUACCCCAGGCUUUCUCGAGGAGGAGCAGGGCUCACAUGUGAUGUGGAGAUGAGCUGGCCGGGACUCAGCUCCAGGAAAGUGCUGCGUUGGGCCUUCUGGGCUCUGUGCACGGAGCUUGCUGACUGCAGCCCGGAGGGAGGGGAGGUUCCUGGCGAGGCCGGGGCACCAGCUGGAAAACUUCAGCUGGGCUUGGGGGGAUGGGCGGGAACCCUGCAUGGGUGGUCUCUGCUGCAUAUCCACUCGGAGUGGAGUAAGUUGGGGUCCUGGGGGCUGAGACAGGGCCCCUCCCACAGCAGGAAGCAGCCCAGAAACCAGUGAGGGUGAAGGCGCUGGUGGGGCUUCCCAAUAAGCCGCCCCACCUCCCAGUGUGUGUGAAUGUGCGUGUCUGUGUGCCUGCGUCUCUGCGUGGGUAUAGUGCUCGAGAAUUCGUGUCCGUGUUUUGUGCUGGUGUGUGUCUCUGACAACACAUGACAGAAGAAGUCCAGAGGGGAGUGACAUCUUGUUGGGAAACCUCUCCUGGCAUCCUGGCUGGCUCUCUGUUCUUGCCAGGAUCACAGAACAGACCAGUGUCACUGAUGAGGUCACAGAACACUGCCAGGACCCUGGUGACCAUGGGGAGCCCAGCGACCAGCUGGGCUGUGGCCAGCUAGGGGGCUUCUGCACAGCCCAAGCCAGCUCUCAACGACCAGCUGGAGCACUGAGACCCUGGGCGCUCGUGUCAAACCAUGAAACGCCACUUCACAGACCAUAGGGGCCAAGAGUCACCAACUGAUGGGACCAGCCUCAGCUUGGCCAGCCCGGAUUCCACAGAGGAGAGCUUGGACAUGUGCUGGCCAGGCGCCAUGAAGAGAGAAGGGAGCUCUCCGAGGCCGGGGCCUGCCCUGCCCUGCGGGGAGGACGCCUGCUGGAAGGCCAGGGCGCGCCGCCUGCUGAGCUGGAGCAGCUCGUCCUCGCAGUCGUCCUCCUCCUACCAGUCCUACUCCCAGUACCAGUCCUGCUGCUCGUGCGCGUGCGACCAGGACGCGGCCCCGCAGCACGCGUGCGCCUUCUACACACACGUGCAGACCGUCCGCGGCGUGGCGGUGGCGUGGGAGACCGACAGCGGCUUCCAUCCCCAGCUCGGGGGCUGCAUUCACUUAAGAGAAGACACCCACCGUGACCUGUUGCAUGUUAGGAAGCCCCGCGUCCACGAGGCGCAGUUCAUCAAGAGGCAGCGGCGGAAAGGCUCGUCCUUCCAGAUGGCUUCCAACACCGACCUGCAGUGGGACCUGGAAGCCUGCAAGGACGACUGCUGCCCGGAGCUGGCGGACGCCGAGCUGCUGGGGCCGCUGGAGUGCUGCUGCCUGCAGGAGCUGCGGGCCCCUCCGGACUGGCUGGUCACCACGCGCCACGGGCUGCGCUGCAUGGCCUGCUGCCGGGUCUUCCCGACGCUGGAGGCGCUGCUGGAGCACGCCCAGCACGGAGUCCACGAGGGCUUCAGCUGCCAGAUCUUCUUCGAGGAGAUGCUGGAGAGAAGGCGGGCUCGGGCCCAAGCGCAGGACCAACAGCUGGAGGGGGAGGAGGAGGAGGAGGAGAACCCCUCUGACAACAGUGCAGAUAGCAGGCCCCGGGGUCAGGCGCCUGAGCCACCGCAACAGACGACGCAGUGAGCCCGAGCCGCGGUGCCCGCCCCGCCCUCACCCCAGCACCUGGGGCUGCCCCUUCCCUGGCCAGCAGGAACCUAGCACUAGGCCAGGAGAGAGGGCCAGGGUCGCUGGGGAAAGGAAUUCCCCGGAGUGCAGAGCAGCGACACAGCAGCCAGGAAGGAGCCCUUCCCAGGGCACAGCAUUCCGACCUGAGUCCAUUUCAAAACCGGGGUCCAAAGAAGAGGGCUUCAAGUGUUCCCCACGGUGGGCACUGACCUGGCGCAGUGAUUUCUGCUUUUGCGGGGUCGCACGGUCCCGCCUGCUGUGGAAGUAAACGUGACUCCGGAGAGCCAACCACUUGAGCUCCCCCUAUUUUUGACAAUGUUGGGAAUGUGCUGUUCUAUGUCUUAUGUUAUGGGAUUAAACUUGAAUAACUCAGAAUUGAAGGCGGUGAGGAAUUGAGUGAAUCAUGUCUGCUGGGGAGCCUGGAAGCUGCCAUUUCUGUAGGUCACAUGCUAACAACACAGCUUUCCGGCAGAGGUGGGGGCCCAGGAGGUCCGCGGCUGCGAGUUCA